This is a messenger RNA of Girardinichthys multiradiatus, 4757 nucleotides long. RefSeq names its product HHIP-like protein 1. The coding region runs from base 476 to 3358 and encodes 960 amino acids. NCBI's taxonomy places the organism in Eukaryota, Metazoa, Chordata, Actinopteri, Cyprinodontiformes, Goodeidae. Gene Ontology annotation, cellular component: membrane. The record is from RefSeq and is a predicted model, not a curated record. The transcript has 16 exons.
UUGCAACUCCAUGGCUAUAUGUGCCACAUACUACAGAAGGAAAUGGCUUUGUGAGGGCCGUUAAAAAGCCAACGAAGACAGAGAAAGUAGGAGAAGGAGGAGGAGUGAAGACAUAGAGUGGGAGGGCUCUUGGCCAAGACUGCAGCGUGGCUCCAUGUGGAAAUGAAAGAACCUCUCUCACACUUUUUCUGCUGUCUCUCUCUGGCUUUCACUUACUGCAGCAAGUGAGCCCAUCCAGAGCAAACACAGGGGAGUGUCUCAAGGUGACCUCAGUCUGGAAGUAAAUAUUUUUCUAAAGCCUUGGAUGAAGACAGGUGUGAUGCUGGGCUAGUGUGUUUGAUACACACUUUCACGCAUUUGGAGAUCAGUGGUGUUGUGCGCUGCUGGACACUGGUGAAUUUUCACAUCGAAACUGCAUUGGCUGUUCUUUUAUUUUCUGGGUGAAGGGACAGACUAUCGUGAACUGAGUGACAGAAUGACUCUACAUCCCAAUGAUUUGGUCCCUCAGAAGAUCUUGCAGCAUACUGUUUUCCCUAAACCAUUUCCACUAAUCCUGCUGCUGCUCCACCAGGCCUGGAGGAGUUACUGUCACCCCCAGUGCUUGGAUUACAAACCUCCCUUUGGGCCUCAGCAGCCAUUGGUCUUCUGCAAGGAGUAUACCAAGUUUGGAUGCUGUGAUCUGCAAAAGGAUGAAAAGAUAUCAAGCAGAUUCCACGCAAUCAUGGAAAACUUUGACCAUUCGGGCUCUAAAACCUGUGGCAAAUACAUACACAGCAUCCUCUGUCAGGAGUGUUCUCCAUAUGCUGCCCACCUAUAUGAUGCUGAGGAUGCCAACACACCAAUGAGGGUUCUGCCUGGACUCUGUGGAGAUUACUGCUCAGACUACUGGCUGCACUGUCGAUACACGCUGAGCCUGCUCCUGGAGGAUUUGGGGAGCCCACAGCACUUUGCCAACUUGACUGCCACAAUAGAAGAGGACCGCAGAAGGUUCUGUGACUUUCUGGAACUCAAGGACAAGCAGUAUUGCUACCCAAAUGUUUUAACAGAUGCGGAACUAAAUGCCAACCUCGGCUUAGUACGUGAAGAUCCUAAAGGCUGUCUGGAGGUGUGCUUGCAGGAAGUUGCCAAUGGUCUCCGUAACCCCGUGGCCAUGAUCCAUGCAGAUGAUGGAAGCCAUCGCUUCUUUGUUGCAGAACAGCUGGGUUAUGUCUGGGUGUAUUUGGCUAACGGCUCCAGGAUCGACCGUCCUUUCCUCAACCUCACCCAGGCUGUACUCUCAUCUCCAUGGACUGGAGAUGAGAGGGGAUUCCUCUGCAUAGCCUUGCAUCCAAGGUUCACCACAGUCAGAAAAGCCUACGUUUACUACUCAGUGUCUGUCAAGAAAGAGGAGAGAAUAAGAAUCAGCGAGUUUUCCCUCUCAGAACAUGAUGAUAACCAGCUAGAUCAUUCCUCUGAGAGAACCAUUCUGGAGGUGGUUGAGCCAGCAUCAAAUCAUAAUGGUGGACAGCUGCUUUUUGGCCAUGAUGGAUAUCUCUACAUCUUUACUGGAGAUGGCGGACGAGCCGGGGACCCAUUUGGAAAGUUUGGCAAUUCACAGAACAAAUCAGCACUUCUUGGCAAAGUGCUGCGCAUUGAUGUUGACAACAAUGAUGAAGGUGUUCCCUACGGCAUUCCCUCUGACAAUCCAUUCAUAGGGGAGCUGGGAGCAAGGCCUGAGAUUUAUGCCUAUGGAGUUCGUAACAUGUGGCGAUGCUCCAUUGACCGCGGUGAUCCUGCUACAGGUGCAGGCAGAGGCAGGAUGUUUUGUGGUGAUGUUGGCCAGAACAAAUACGAGGAGAUAGACCUAAUUGUUAAAGGAGGUAACUAUGGUUGGAGGGCCAAAGAAGGAUUCAGCUGCUAUGAUCGCAAACUCUGCCAAAACUCAUCUCUGGAUGACAUUUUGCCAAUCUUUGACUACCCCCAUAAGCUGGGAAAAUCAGUGACUGGUGGAUACAUCUACAGAGGUUGCGAGAUGCCAAACCUAAAUGGACUUUACGUCUUUGGGGAUUUCAUGAGCGGGCGUCUAAUGUCUUUAAAGGAGAAUGAGGCUACAGGUGAAUGGCAGUAUAAUGAGAUCUGCAUGGGAAGAGACCAGACUUGCAAAUUUCCUAAACUCAUCAACAGUUAUUACAGAUACGUCAUCUCCUUUGCUGAAGACGAAGCAGGAGAACUGUAUUUCUUAGCCACAGGAGUCCCGAGUGCCACAGCCAGAUCUGGAGUCAUCUAUAAAAUAGUGGAUCCUUCCAGACGUGCACCACCAGGAAAAUGCAGCAUCAAGCCUCUGCCUGUUAAGAUAAAGGGAAAACUCAUUCAUUUCUACCCCAAAGAGGAGUUUGUAAUCAACAAGAAACCAACCACGACACCUGUUCCCACCACGACCACUCCAAAAACUACAACUACAAAGAAACAGACAAUACGGAGACCAAUAAUUAUAAGAAAACCUCCGAUUCCAACAAGAAAAAUAGCACGACCACAGCCCACAACAGCAACACCAAGAAAGACGACGAGAAAGACGACACAACUUGCACCAAUAAAAACAACGUCAGCCACAACAGUAAAACCAACAACUGUCCAGAGGGGCACAACUCCGUCCACUGGUUAUCGUGCAACCAUCAUGACUGCAGUCUACUCUAGGAUUGCUCAAACCUCAAUCAACAGCACAACCUCAACAAAAAGAUAUUGGAGACCACCUCCAUACCCUGCUGGUACCACCUCCCUACCUUUAAACUCACCACCGUCCCCAUCUCCUACUCCCUCACUGUCUCUGAAAAGGCCUCAAGGUGCUUUGCUGACAACAACAUGGGCACCUUAUGCAAGCCAGAAACCCAACAAGCUCCAGAAAACACCAGUCAGCACCACAUUACCUAAAGUCCGGGACGAGAAAUUGUUACCUCGAGAGAAGCAGCAAAGUGCUGGGGAGAGCAACCAAGUCAACAAAGGGCUGAGAGGUCAAGGACGUGGCUCUAAGAGGGGAAGAGGAGGGAAAAGGCUUACUUCUGGCUCUGUGCGGCUUGUGAGUGCUGACGGUUUGUCAGAUCGAGGCAGGGUGGAGAUCUUCAUCCGGGGAGAGUGGGGAACGGUGUGCGACGACCUGUUCACAAGGAAGGCGGGUACAGUUGUGUGUCGACAGCUUGGCUUCACAACUGCGGUGGCGGUGAUGAAGAGGGCCGCACUGGGUGAGGCCAGCAGCAGGGUUAGGAUCCUGCUGGAUGAUGUGGAGUGUGAGGGUGGGGAAAGAUCCCUGCUGGAAUGCAAGAGGUCAAAGGUGGGGAAACACAACUGUUCUCAUGAAGAAGAUGUGGGGGUGAUCUGCGUUUAGCAAACAUUAAGAAGAAGGAGAAGACUGGAAUAAUGUGCUAUGACACACACAAAGUUUUACUUUCAAUUUUCUGGAAAGUUAACUGUCCUUUCUGUUUCUGAAAACUAGAAAUGACCUGAUGUGUUUAAGAAGGUUUCCCAACAGGCAAGUGUUAUUUCCUGUAUCUUUUUCUUUUACACUAACCAGAACACCAGAAGCUACUUCAAAAUAAGGCUAUGUUUGCACAUGAUUCACCAAUAUGAGAUGUGUGUGUGUGUUGUUAAAAAUGGUCAAACACAUUAUAGAAAACAUAUGUAAAUCUGGGUUCCAGAAACUUGGCAAGUUCUGUCAAAAUACUUUUCUGCUUACUGGUUUGGACGUUUUUCCGGAUUACUGAGAGAUAAAAAACAACAACAAGCAAACCAGUCAGAGAAGCUAAUAUGAAAACACAGCGGUGAUAAAAUGCUCCAUUAUUCUCCACAAGAUUACAUGAUUUCCAUAGUUAUUGUUUUUCACAUUCCAUUGCUCACAUACAGUUUUCUUUUUCCAAUUACCACCAGUUUUUUUAUAUUCAGCUUUUCUGUUGGCCUCCUUUGAAUUGUGGAAUAGAUUUGCUGUUCACCAAGCUAACUACUUGUCAAAGGAACAACAAACAUACAUACACUGCUGCAGAAUCUGCAGAUUUUUUUUGCACCAUUCAGCUCCAUUCCUUACCCCUGAUUAAUGAAGGAGCCAACCAACCAAAUUAGUAUUUUAAAUAGAAGAUGAGAAUGAAUAAAAUUGUUUUGUUAUUCAAAAUCACAUCUAUGUGUUGCAAAAUAUGUAUUUUUAUGUUUUCAGACUUUUUUUUAAACUCAAGUUGUAAAUCAUUUUAAUAAACAUUUUGAAUGUAAUUUUAACCCAGAAAUGCUGGACAUUUUGUACAGUGAAUGGAAUAAUGGUAAUGGAAUAAUGAUUUGAAUAAUUAUUGCCACCUCUCGUGAAGAUGUGAAAAAAAUUAUUUUAUUUCAGUCGCAUAAUCUCACAGUGAAGAAAAACCCAACUAUUUUCAGUGGAGAGAAAAACAAUCAUUACAAAAUAAUGGUUUCUGUCACAAAAUCACUGGUGGGUGUUCUAACACUUAAAACUAAUUUUACUGAAACAUUUCUGUUUUAAAUGUAUACUUGUACUCAGUAAUCAAUAACAGUAUACUUUCCUGGGGUCAGACGGGAAAGAGAAAAAUGGAGAUUUUGUUUUCCACACUAAUUAAAUAAAGUCUAACUAAUUAUUUUCUUUGAAAGUUUAUGCAUCUGCAAUAAAAGAUGCAUUUACUCUUAGGGCUUUUUCACAUCUUUACCUGAAAUGUCAGUAGUUACAGGAGUCAGAUUUCCUAAAGUGGGCACAGGAUGCCUAUUGUAUGAAUAAAGGUUUUUGCAAAACA